AUGGCAGACGGGUUCUCGCUCGCGGACGCCCUGCCGGGCGGGAACAACCCGAACCCCAGCGCCCCGCCGGGCCAGGGCUGGCCAGCCGCCCCCGCCGCCUGGGGCUCCCAGCCGCCGGCCCCCGGAGCCUUCCCGGGAUUCCCCGGGCCCUACGCGCGCCCGCCGGGGCCGUAUCCUGGGGCGCCGGCAGCACCAGGACCGGGACCAUUCGCCGGAGGCUUCCCUGGAGCGCCAGGGCCCUUUCCCGCUCCGGCGCAGCCGCUGAGCGGCCCCGGCUUCGGGCUGCCGGCUCCGCAGGGAGCGCCGAUGAGGGUCCCCUUCGACCUGCCGCUGCCCGGCGGCCUCGCGCCGCGGAUGCUCAUCACCAUCACGGGCACCGUGAGCCCCACGGCCACCAGGUUCUCGCUGGACUUCAAGAAGGGCCACGACAUCGUCUUCCACUUCAACCCGCGCUUCAGCGAGGGCGGCAGGAAGGUCAUCGUGUGUAACUCCAUGUUCCACAACAGCUGGGGCAAGGAGGAGAGGGCGGCGCCCAGGUUCCCCUUCGAGGCYGGGAAGCCCUUCAAGCUGCAGGUGCUCUGCGAGGCGGAUCACUUCAAGGUGGCCGUCAAYGACGCGCACCUGCUGCAGUACAACCACCGCGACAAGAGGCUGGGCGAGGUCAGCACGCUCUGCAUCGCCGGGGACAUCACCCUCACCAGCGUCCUGCCCACCAUGAUCUAGCCGGGGCCGUCGCUCCCGCCGCGGCGGCCUCCUCGCUCGCACCUUUACAGUAAGGCUGAGACAGAAGUGCCUUCUCCCGUCAAUGCUUUUACUACAUGUAAUCACAAUAUGCKCUGGAAGUAAAUUUGAUUUCUGUAAGAUAGCAAAAGAUGAUCUCCAAGGUCACCCGUGAAAGUGUCAGUCUUUGUGGUAGAGAAUGAGGCACUCGUGCCAGCAGGUAAGGGAUGUUCUGGU
Molecule: messenger RNA, 957 nt
Organism: Nothoprocta perdicaria
Lineage: Eukaryota; Metazoa; Chordata; Aves; Tinamiformes; Tinamidae
Gene: LGALS3
Product: galectin 3
Exons: 5
Coding region: 1-723 (240 amino acids)
Biological process (GO): eosinophil chemotaxis; neutrophil chemotaxis; positive regulation of calcium ion import
Cellular component (GO): nucleus; immunological synapse
Molecular function (GO): carbohydrate binding; laminin binding; IgE binding
Source: RefSeq, a predicted model, not a curated record